Messenger RNA from Klebsormidium nitens, 3693 nucleotides. The record is from the annotation of a GenBank genome assembly. NCBI's taxonomy places the organism in Eukaryota, Viridiplantae, Streptophyta, Klebsormidiophyceae, Klebsormidiales, Klebsormidiaceae.
AUCGUACGUCCUGCAAGAGGCUAUAGGUAGGACGCGAUGAUACAUUGAUAGACCUGAACAUUCUGCUGCGCUUGCCUUCAACAUUUCAAAUGCGAAUGCCAAUGCCAAUGGCAUUGGGUUUGGCAGCUUUGUUGCAUGUUCCUUGUUCCUCCCACCCUUCUUUUGUAGCUUCACAUUUCUCAGGUUUUCUCUGCUCCUGAGCCUCUUCUUAUGUCUUCCUCUUGAUUUCAGCGCUCUCGCACCCUGCGCGAGUGCCCGCAGGAUUGGUAACCCAUAAGUUGCGCUCUGCCCCAUCUCAAACAAGGGGCAUGUCAGCUGCAUACCUGGAGCACUGACAUUAUCUGCCAGAACCAGUCCCAGGCACGCGUAAUCCUCAUGGCUGCGGCUGCGCAGCUGCCGCAGUUGCGCUUGUAUUCUGUAGGCAACGUGCAAAGGAGCAGAAGCAAGGUGCACGCCCAAGCAGAGCUGACACCGCGACCCUGCAAGCAAUGCUGUUGGGCAAGCAGACAGUCUUUGUUCCUAAGUGGUGCCACCGGCGGGCUGAGACUGACCCCCGCGCCGAUACAGACCCCGAAGCCUGCCACUAACAAGGGGCAAUGCAGAGCGCUUGCAGACACAAAUGCAGUUGCGGGGGCGCUUGCUGGUUUAUCCUCCAUGGCCCCCUUGGCAUUCAUUGAAGGCGAGCACUUGGCGCGGGGGGCAGUGGCUGCCAGCGUGAGUGCCUGGUACCUGACCGCCAAGCCGGGGGCCCUGCAGGGACUGCUGGACAUUGUGGCAGCACCAGCCUCAGAGCGGCUCUUCAAGUCAUUUGAGCCCACUGCCGUGCGAGUGGGCAAGCAGCUGGGGGAGGGCAGCUUUGGCGUGGUCUACAAGGGGUUCAUCAAGGACCCGACCAUCCGAGGUGACGGCCCAGGUGUGCCGGUGGUGCUGAAGAAGGUGAAGGCCAAGGUCUCGGGCGCAGAAGAAAUGCGCGCAUCAGAGCUCUACUUCAACCAGCGCCUGCAGCGCACCGCCCCCGGCAGCUGCGCUGAGUUCCUAGGGACCAUCAACGUGGAGAAGAGCACACAGAAGAGGCGCCUCAGCUCCAAGCUCAGCGAGGGCCUGUGGCUGGUGUGGCGGUAUCAAGGGGCGUCCUCGCUAGAGUGGUUCUUGCGGCGGCGUGACGCAUUGCCACUGCUGGCGGGGGCUGUGUUGGGUGACAGUGCGAUGCAGGUGCGGAACAGCCCCGAGGACCUGCUGCAGCGCGACUGCGCCGUGGUGCAGGCCGUGAUGCGCAACCUGCUGGACAGCCUGCAAGCCAUUCAUGCCACAGGCGUGGUGCACCGCGACGUGAAGCCCCUGAACCUGGUGCUGGACGAGGAGAUGCGCAGCUUCAAGCUCAUCGACCUGGGCGCCUGCGUGGACCUGCGCUCGGGAUACAACUUCGUUCCGGACGAGACGAUCAUGGACCCGGUGUACUGCGCCCCCGAGCAGUACGUGUUGCCCAUCAGCAUGCCGGACGCGCCGCCCGGCCCGCUCAUGUCGCUGCUGGCCCCGCUGCUGUUCCUGGCACACGCCCCCGACAAGUUCGACCUCUUCUCAGCGGGGCUCGUGCUCGUGCAGCUGGCGGUGCCCUCCCUCCGCUCCGACAGGAACCUGGCCCUGUUCAAUGAGCAGCUGGCCGACACCGGGUUCGACCUGGACCUCUGGCGCGCUUCCAGCCUCACCUUCCCCGAGGCAGAGCUCCAGAUCCUUGAUGCCAACGACGGCGCGGCGUGGGACCUGGCUCGCCUGCUGCUGCAGCCGCGCGAGGGCCUGCGGUGCCGGCGGCCCACAGCAGAGGCGGCGCUGGGCCACCGCUUCCUGACUGCGUCCCUGCAGUGGCAGACGGAGAAGCGGUCCGGCUCCGCCAAGGGCCGCAGCAAGAGCAUGCGCAGGGCGGGCAAGAGCAACACGCGGGAGCUCGAGCCGGCAUUCGCGCCCACAGGGGCCUUCCGCUUUGCGCUGCCGUUUGGGAUCGGGAGCGACGCGGAAGAAGAGUCCGAGCCUGAGGAGGAGGAGGCCCCCAGGCGGCGCCGGCCGCUCAUCCCGUUCUUUGGCCGGCUGCGGAACGACGCGGGUGACGAGGCGCAGGAGGUGGAGAACGGCGGGGCCAGCUUCGACCGCAAGGUCAAGCUCAAGGCGGCGCCGCAGGGGGCGCAGUCCGCAGUCACGUGGAGCGCCCUCCUGCCGCUGGGCCGUCGCUUGGGCGCAUCCGCGGAGCCGCAGCCGGCAACCGCUGCAGCCGAGACCGGCUCGGACCGUCUCCUGGGGCUCCGGCGCCUCGUGGGGCUGGACUCGCCGUCAACAGGGGUUCCGGUCGUGCAGAUCCAGAAGAACGAGGGCGAGGAGUUCCCGCACGUGGCCGCACUGGCCGCGCUGCUGGGGCAGACGGCCCUGGCCGGGCCCGCGGCAGCAGCAGGGGAAGGGCUCGCACCGUGGCGGGACACGCAGGAGCUGGUGGACCUGGGGCGCGCGUCCGCACAGGGACUGGCCAGCAACGCGGGGCCAAUGGCAGCCGCCGGGGGCGUUCUUGCGGGCGUGGGCUGGCUGGGGCUGACGUUCGUGAACAGCAGCGUGGAGAGCGGCAUCUGGAGCGUCUCGGACCUGGCCGACGCGCUAGGCGCGGCCGGCCUGCUGGGGGUCGUCUACCGCUAUGUCCUCAAGCCGGGCCUGACCGCCUCCCCCGUGGCCCUUCGGCCGGCCGUUCCUGCGGCUCCUCCCUCUCCCGCGCAGCCGUCGCUGCCGCUGUACGCGCGCAUGCAGAAGAAGGUGGGCAGCAUCCUGGAGCGGGCGGGGCUGAACCGCGCGGGCGGCAUGACGCUGAGCUACACCAAGUGGCUCGUCAAGCAGGCCAAGCAGGGCGGCGGCAACAAGAAGGGCGGCCAGAGCUCGCGAGGGUUGGUGCGGUCGUUGCGGGAGAUGGAGCAGCAGCUGGCCAACCUGGAGGCGGCAGCACGCGACGGGCAGGAGUUCGACCCGCGGCAGAAGGAGCUGCUCGCGCGUGUGGAGGCGCUGCUGCAGGAGACGGCCGGGCAGGGCAGGCAGGGCGGCCGGUGACACGCGGGGCGAGCGGGGGACCGUGUACAGCCGGAAGAAACACGGGGAGGGACGGCCAGCACCAAGGCCACCACCCUAGCAGGAAAUGAUUUGGAAACAUGGUUCGUAGCUGCGCAGCAAUGGUAGGUGUACAUGUGCAGAAGUUAGCAGAGCAUUAGGGUAGCGCACUAGGGAUAGGGCUUGCUUUUGUCAGCUAUCAGCGUAAAGGACUGCGUGUUGCUGGACUGCGUGCCUAAAAAUAGGCAAUGUGCUGCUGGGGGCUCGAGUGCCGAUGCAUGAAGACGAGCUCUCCUAGAGUCGCUGAAUAAAUCUCACCGACUAGCUGGUGGGACAAUCGUCAAGCAAAGAUUAGAGAGAGGUAAGAGGAAGGCGAAUGGUAGACCUUCGUAUUGGUGCACAUUGGAGUCUAGGUCGUACGAAGUGAUGCAGAUACAUCUGUUCAUAUAGUUUCGGUUUAAGUCGAAUUGUGAAUGUACGCUUUCAGAAGGAGGUAGACUCGAUCAGUGGCCGGCCAUUCGCGUGAACAAGAUAUGCGGCCGACUGGCAGGGCCGCGCUGCAUGGCACAGCCGAUCCUCCUAAAUCAGACCGGCUCUUCACGAAAGUGGAUGUACGUC